GCUGCCAAAGAGGAAGUGCAGCUUGUUUUCUUUCAUUUUCUUGAUUCCUAUGCUGUAGGAAGAUGAAAGAAGAAGGAGGAGGAGGCAACAGCGGCAGCCAAACUUAAUAAAUAAUUCUGAGGAUUCCUGAUAUCAAAUGGAGGCCCCUGAGUGGGACCCACUGAAAAAUGACACUCUUCCACCAACCCUGACGCCAGCUGUCCCUCCGUAUGUGAAGUUGGGCCUGACCAUUGUAUAUACUGUUUUUUAUUCACUGCUUUUUGUGUUCAUCUACGUCCAGCUCUGGCUGGUCCUUCACUACCGGCACAAGAGGUUCAGUUACCAAACUGUCUUUCUGUUUCUGUGCUUGUUUUGGGCUUCUCUUAGGACUGUGCUCUUUUCAUUUUACUUCAAAGACUUUGUCACAGCAAAUUCUCUCAGCCCCUUCAUCUUCUGGCUUCUCUAUUGUUUCCCAGUCUGCCUCCAGUUUUUCACCCUGACCCUGAUGAAUCUUUACUUCACACAGGUGAUUUUCAAAGCCAAAUCAAAAUAUUCCCCAGAGCUACUGAAAUACAGGUUGCCCCUCUACCUGGCUUCUCUUUUCAUAAGUCUCCUCUUCCUCUUGGUGAAUUUAACAUGUGCAGUAUUGGUGAGGACACAGAACUCAGAGAGAAAAGUCAUUGUCUCCGUCCGGGUGGCAAUUAAUGACACAUUGUUUGUGCUGUGCGCUGUUUCACUCUCCAUCUGCCUGUAUAAGAUUUCCAAGAUGUCUUUAGCCAACAUUUACUUGGAGUCCAAGGGCUCAUCUGUGUGUCAGGUGACAAGUAUAGGAGUGACUGUUAUACUACUUUAUACCUCAAGAGCUUGUUACAACUUGUUCAUCUUAUCAUUUUCCCAAACCAAGAAAGUAAAUUCUUUUGAUUAUGACUGGUACAACGUAUCAGAUCAGGCAAAUCUGAAAUGUCAGCUGGGAGAUGCAGGUUACAUAGUGUUUGGAGUGAUCCUUUUCAUCUGGGAGCUCUUACCUACUUCUUUGGUUGUGUAUUUCUUCCGUGUUCGAAACCCUGCAAAAGAUCUAGCCAAUGCAGGAAUGGUCCCAAGCCACGGCUUCAGUCCCAGGUCUUAUUUCUUUGACAACCCUCGUAGAUAUGACAGUGAUGACGAUCUAGCAUGGAAUAUUGCACCACAGGGGGCACAGGGCAGUUUCUCUCCAGACUAUUACGACUGGAGCCAUCAGAACAACAGCUUCAUGGCUUACAUAGGAUCCCUCCAACAAGAUCCAGCACUGGACACAGAUCGGCCAAGCCCUAUAUAACUUCAAUCGACUACAGCAUUCUAAGACAUUCCAACAUUAAAAGAAUGUUCUGGAAAACAAAACUUAGCAAUUUUUCAUCACCUUCUGCUUUUUAUAAGUGUUUUUAUGCACAGAUAAAUGAAGAAUUUGUCUUUGCCAUGAGCCUUUUGUAGUUCAAGGAGAAGUAUAAGCUAAUGAUUUAAACUUUGAGGACUGUUCUCAUUAAUACCUUGUUCUAAGCCGUGGUAUUUUUGGCUUUGAACAGAGUUGUUAGAAGGUAUAAUUUAAUCAUUUUAUGCUCAUUUGAAAAGAGCACAUUUCAUGAAGCAAAAUGGCAUAAUUAUUUUCUAAGUAUUUUUAUUUUUACACUGUGUAUUAGGCUAGAAAUAUGUGAUUAUGAUAAAUAUACUGUAAACACAAGUGGGUUGUUCAAACAUAUGACAGCAGCAGUUCUUACACACACAUUAAAGCCUGUAAAGGAAAAAUAACCCAAAUAAAUACUGUCUUUUCAAGUU
Molecule: messenger RNA, 1788 nt
Organism: Dryobates pubescens (Downy woodpecker)
Lineage: Eukaryota; Metazoa; Chordata; Aves; Piciformes; Picidae
Gene: GPR137B
Product: G protein-coupled receptor 137B
Exons: 7
Coding region: 137-1294 (385 amino acids)
Biological process (GO): positive regulation of TORC1 signaling; regulation of autophagy; negative regulation of bone resorption
Cellular component (GO): lysosomal membrane
Source: RefSeq, a predicted model, not a curated record